Ascoidea rubescens DSM 1968 is the source of this 1119-nucleotide messenger RNA. RefSeq lists its product as uncharacterized. The record is from RefSeq and is a predicted model, not a curated record. The coding region runs from base 84 to 911 and encodes 275 amino acids. The transcript has a single exon. Lineage: Eukaryota; Fungi; Ascomycota; Saccharomycetes; Ascoideales; Ascoideaceae.
AAUUGGGUGAUUGAUGAGAGUUUGAAGCAACAAAAGUAUCUUGAAGAGGUGUAAUUGUAAUAUCCAUAUCUGCUAUAUCUGCUAUGUUUGUGUCUAAAAGAUCAUUCUUGGUGCAUUCCAAACCAGCGUUUAUCCCCCAGCUCAUACUAAACAACUAUAGAAAUCAGCUACAUUUUCACAAUUCCAGCUAUCUCAGGUCGAAGUAUGAUCCUCAAAAUAUACUAGAAGAAGACUUCGAUCCCUUGCCUAAAUCAAGUGCUUAUAAGAGACCUGAUGAAACAAUAACAGUGAGAUCAGUUAUCUCUGGGAUGCCAAAGAGGCUAGAUCCCAAAUACAGAGUUGGUUAUUCUCCAUUAUACAUUGGUCCAGAUUCUAAAUACAUUGCAGCCUCAAAGAGAUUUUCUAUCACUUUUUCGAUUCUUGGAAUAUAUUUAUCUUGGUUGAUUGAUUCUUCACUAUAUUUCUCAAAGGAUAUUUCAGUGAUAUCUUCAUUAAUCGCAAUUUUGCCCUUACCCAUAUUGAACUACUAUUUUUCAUCGUAUGUUACUAGAGUCUUUAGAGUUUACGAUAAAUCAAAGGGCCCUGUUCAAAAAUUUGAAGAUUUAGUGAAUGAUGAAAAAUUAGUAUUGGAAAAAAUCAAUUGGAGUGGGAAAAAGACUUUCAACAAUUUAGUUCACUUGGAAAACUUGAAGAUUUUAAAUGCAAGAAGUGGUUGGGUUUCAUGGGAGUAUACUGAUCCUGAGUCUAAUAUAAAGCAAUAUUACUAUGUUGCAGACGAUAUUGGUGGGAUUAAAAUGGAUAGAAUUUGGGGAAUAAUUGAAAAUAACUCCAAUAUUGAUAAUGGCAGAUUUAUGGAUAACUCCAUCAUUUUAAAUCAGAAGGACAAUAAUAGUAGGGAUAACGGAAAUUGAAGAGAAUAACUAUAUUUCAGAUAAAUUUCUUUUACUAUUUUUGAAGUCAUCCUUCCAUUUCACUAACUCAGAAUGAAUAGAUAAAUCCACAUGUAUUUAGUAUAUAAUUUUCACAUCAAUAUAUCUUAUUGUUUUCCAUUCCUAUAAAUCUACAAAUGUCAAUUUCUAAAAAUGACAUCAAGUACAGUUUCAUAAAUUUGGAAUCUCA